Messenger RNA from Erythranthe guttata (spotted monkey flower), 2654 nucleotides. NCBI's taxonomy places the organism in Eukaryota, Viridiplantae, Streptophyta, Magnoliopsida, Lamiales, Phrymaceae. The record is from RefSeq and is a predicted model, not a curated record.
UUAUUUAUUUUGAGAGUUUUGAAAAUGGAUUAGAGGAUUUUGGGUGUGGAAGAAACAAGAUUUGUUCUUCCCAGAUGAAAAUAAAAAAAACUGUUCUUGCAUUUUUUUUUAUUAGUGUAGUUCAUAAUUAAAUUCUGGAAAAUGACGUGGAAAUUGACCGAAAUUCACGGUGGGGAGGAAGAGAAUUUUGUCUCUUGAAGGUGAGGAUGAUCAAAUUCUGUGCCCCUCUGUUUGCAGUUUGGGGAGAAGUUAGUUGGUUAUUUGAUGUAGCAUUCAAAUUGUAGAAGCAUCCCUUCAGCAAAAAUACCCCAUUUUGUGAUAUGGUGUUGCAGAAGAGACUAGAUUAUGGGUUUAAUGGCUAUCAAGUGCCUCCCAUACCCCGAGCCGCCAGAUCAGCCAGGAGAAGGUGCAUGUUCAAGAAAAAAGCCGAUGACAACCAACAAAUGUGCGCGUUCGACCUAUUAGCAACCGUAGCUGGUAAGCUACUGUCCGAUGGGGAGAAUAAUAACACGUCUUCGAGAAAGGAUAUUCCUGCACGCGUGGAGGAUCCCGUUUGCAAGGUCGAAGAAGAUAUCAAGCCUCCUCUGGACGAAAAAUCCAGCAGUGGGGCCCACAAUUAUUACGAGAGGAAUUUUCUGUUCACGGAACUCGUCUCGGAACAAAACGAUGCCAUCUCAAGGCCUGCAUCUGGAAUAACAACCUCCGAUUGCUCCGAGAAAGUCAACUCCGCGGAGCAGUUGGUCAACGACGACUGCAAGCUCCGCCUCGGGAUUUUCACCCCCUCGGUGGAUUUUUACGGGUCGGAGAAUGAGAGUAGGAAAGAAACCAAGAAAAUCGAUAUUGCAAAUAAUAAUAAUAAUAAUAAUAAUAAUAAUAAUAAUAAUAAUAAUAGUAAUAAUAAUAAUAAUAGUAAUAAUAAUAAUAAUACCAAGACUAUGUCAAUAAGGAAUGCAUCGGAGGGUUUUGAUAGAAAACCUUCCGGAUUGGUUUGUUCGGUAGAUAAUAGUGUAAAGUUCCCGUUUUGCAAGAACCCCGUUAAUAAUAUUAAUAAUAAUGGGGAGAGUGUAAAUUUAGUUAAUAGAGAUGAUGACGACAACUUUUCCGAACGGGCUAGAAAUAAAGCCGCCGCCUUAAAGUCACCACCACGUGUUGGAGAUCGUAGAUUUAGGAAGUUGCAGCACUGUGCAGAAAGAUCAAAUUACGUCAACAGGAAAAACAAUUCGAAGAGGCAACGGUCUUUGAGGGAUUAUCCAUUCAAAAAGAGGAAGCUUUACGAAUGUAGUGGCUCGGUUUCUAAUUCCGAUGAAGGAAAUAGCAGUGGAGGAAUACAUCGGCAAAACGAAAACGGCACAAAUCCCGAUGGAAUCGGUUCUGGUCCAACACUGCCAGAAGUGGCCGCCCCACCAACUCCGACUUCUGUUGCAGGUGGAUAUGUCUCGUUCCGCUCGAGGAAUUCUCAAGUGAAACUAAAGAUCAAGUCUUUUAGGGUUCCGGAGUUAUUUAUCGAGAUUCCGGAAACUGCUACCGUUGGUUCUCUCAAGAGAACUGUAAUGGAAGCAGUAAACGCAGUACUCGGUGGCGGAUUACGAGUCGGAGUAGUUGUCCAGGGCAAGAAAAUCAGAGACGAUAACAAAACAUUAUUACAAACCGGAAUCUCUCACGACAGUAACAAUUCCGAUAAUACCCUCGGCUUCACUCUCGAGCCCAGCCCUGCUCCACCACCUUUACUUCAAUCAUCGUAUCCCGAAAGUAAACCGCUGCCAAGGUACCUUGCUGCUGUGAAUAAUCAACAGGGGAAUAAUAAUAAUAAUAAUGUAGCAUUAGAUACAGAUACUGUAUCUACGCCUAGUCCUGCGGCAGAUGUGCCUGGAAGUAGUUUUAGCAAUUUUAUGGAGAGUGAUUACGAUUCGGCGCCUUCGCAUUCUCGUAUGUCGCUGUCGGAAUCGAAAGCGCUGGUCCCGCUUUGUUCGACGAAACAGGAUGCAUUAGCUGUUGUACCUUUUCGAAAAUCGAAGCGCUCCGAAUCUGUGCAGCGUAGGAUUCGUAGGCCUUUCACUGUUGCUGAAGUUGAAGCUCUUGUUCAGGCCGUUGAGAAGCUCGGAACCGGAAGGUGGCGGGAUGUGAAGCUCAGAGCCUUUGAUAGUGCAAAGCAUAGAACUUAUGUGGAUUUGAAGGACAAGUGGAAAACAUUGGUUCACACAGCAAGAAUAUCACCUCAGCAAAGACGCGGUGAGCCAGUGCCGCAAGAACUACUCGAUCGAGUUCUGACAGCUCACGCGUAUUGGUCUCAACAGCAAGCCAAACAACAGCUCAAGUCCCAUCCCGACACUUGCCUUCUUCUCUGAAUAUCUUUUCACUUCAACGAUACGAUACGAUACCGUCUUUCUUUUAGUUAUUAUAUAUACAUAUAUUUUUUAAAUGUGAUUAAUACUAUAGUAUGUGUAAAAAAAAAAGGGUGUGUGAAGAAAAGAGUAAAUUAUGUUUAUGUAAUAUUUUUAUAGGUGUCUAUGUUUGUUAUAUUGUGUGUAGAUUUUUUUGUGUAAUUAAUUGUGUGACAGAAUAAGAGAGCUUUUUGCUGGGCGUUUUUGUUAAUGUUGUUUCAGUUUUUUAUUUAUUUAUUGGGAAACAAUACUAUGCAUUUUGCUUUUUCUCCG